This is a messenger RNA of Carassius gibelio (silver crucian carp), 7978 nucleotides long. RefSeq names its product protein FAM83H-like. Bases 134 to 6454 code for a protein of 2106 amino acids. NCBI's taxonomy places the organism in Eukaryota, Metazoa, Chordata, Actinopteri, Cypriniformes, Cyprinidae. Gene Ontology annotation, biological process: intermediate filament cytoskeleton organization; protein localization to cytoskeleton; positive regulation of cell migration. The transcript has 7 exons. Gene Ontology annotation, cellular component: keratin filament. The record is from RefSeq and is a predicted model, not a curated record. Gene Ontology annotation, molecular function: keratin filament binding.
UGUGUGUGUGUGUCCUCUUCUUCAGCUGGAGUUGAAAGUUAAAGCGUCAGUCGUUCGUCAUGACGGUCUGACAUCGAUGAAGGGGUUUUACACAGGGAAUUAAGGGGAAACGGCACUUUAGACUGGUGUAAAUAUGGCACAUCGUUCCCAGUGCUCCUCUGCCGGGGACAAUCCCCUGGACCCCAACUACCUGCCCCCUCAUUACCGUGAGGAAUACCGAAUGGCGAUUGAUGCUCUGGUUGAAGCUGACUUGGAGGGUUACUAUGGGUUUCUUAAGAAAGCAGAUGUGGUUGAUUUCUUAUCCUGUUCAGAGAUUGAGUAUAUCAAAUGCAUGGUUCAGGCUCCACAUCACAUUGCCCAACCAGAGAGGCGAUACAUGGCUGAAGAUGUAGAUGGCUCUUCUGAUACUUACUGGCCAGUACAUUCAGACCAUGAUGCUCCCAGCCUGGACCUUGGCUGGCCACAGCAAUUCAGAUUUAUUGGACCCACUGAGGUCACUACAUUGGUGAACCCGUCUGACCCCGAGAUGCCCAGUAUCAAGGAGCAAGUCCGCAGAAUGAUCAAGAAUGCACAACAAGUUAUCGCUGUGGUAAUGGAUAUGUUUACAGAUGUUGACAUCUUUGCUGAUAUCCUUGGUGCAGCGACACGUGGUGUAGCUGUUUAUGUUCUUCUUGAUGAACUGAAUGCUCACCAUUUUGUUGCAAUGGUCAACAACUGUAGGGUGAAUCUGGAUGAAAUAAAAUUCAUGCGGGUAAGAACUGUAUCCGGUAGUACCUAUCACUGCCGAACAGGAAAGACCUUUAAGGGUCGGAUGAUGGAUCGCUUUAUACUGGUAGACUGCAGAGCUGUUUUAAGUGGCAACUAUAGCUUCAUGUGGUCUUUUGAGAAGAUACAUCGCUGUCUUGCUCAUCUCUUUUUGGGACAGCUUGUAACCACCUUUGAUGAAGAGUUUCGGAUUCUCUUUGCCCAUUCAGAGCCACUGGUUGUUGAAAAUGUUUUGGCAAAUAUGCAACACUCUAGUGGAGAACCUGAAAGCUACUACAACACAGAAAAGCCCCACAUGUUUAACAGAGAAUAUCCAACCAUUGGUAUGGAAUUGGCUGGCCGUACUACAGAAGAUAGUUUGGGUUACAAAAGGUUACCUUUUAGGAGUGAAUCCAUCCACAGUGCAGCAGAAGCAAAUCCCUCUAUUCAGAGGAACAUGAACCUGAAUGCUGCCCAGCAAUAUAGAGGGAACCAUCAAUUUAUAGAGCACGGAAGGCAAAUGAGAGGACCAAAUGAAAGGAUUGGCUCCAUAGGACAUAGCUCUGAAAAUAUUCCUGAUUAUGAAUAUAUGCCCCCUGAAAACCAUCUAACAAUAAGAGGAAAGCAGUACAUGGAGGGAGCAAUUCCCCACGUUGGACACUUUGCACAGGAACCAUAUAUUCACAAGGGAGCUGGAUUACAAUCUGGUUAUGACAUGUAUGGAAGGGGUAGAGGCCAAGGCCAACACAUUGAUCAGUUUUCAGGGCCUGUCUACCCUCAUGAGGUAGAUAAGGAUGAACCACCUGGAGCUUAUGACCAUAUUCAAAGAUACCUGCAGUCUCAACCUGCUAUGGAGGAAGGACAUGGGCCAAGAAAUUUAAUACCACCUGUGCAGUCCAAUCUCAAGAGACAUAGCAUGGGACAUUCUUAUACAUGUCAGACCUCCCCAACACAACCGAACCCACCAGAACAGAAACAUUUCUUCAAUGUAAACCGCAAAGCACAGGAUGUGAGUCAAAAGCAGGGCAUGCGGGACUGGAGAAUCAGCUCAUACCUUAGUGCAUAUGAUGAUCCAGGAGAGCUGGAUUUAGCUGAACUUGAAGGAUCCACUGCAUGUGAUGACAUUCCAUGUUUUACGCAGGAAGCUCCUUGUGGCCCCAUACGUCCUGAAAUUAGACUAGGAAAUAGAGAGUUUAACAGGAUACCUUCACCUAAGGAAAAUACCAUGUUUGCCCAAAUUCAGAAUAAUUCUAUUAUGCCUGACAGUUCAGUUAAUCAUCCAUAUAACUUACCACAAAUAAAUAUCAAAACAACACCAGCAUCAACUUCAGAGUCUUCUUGCACCACUGAGGGUGACAAAGUGGAGGAGACACAGAAUAGAGAACAUAAAGAGACUAGUCGGAUAAGUGAAGAGUUCCUCAGGAGGAAACCCAACCGACAAGUCCAGAGGAGUUCCAGACUGAGACACUCGCUAAUAUUCAGUUCAAAUUUGGAGUUGCAUGCAUCAGAAGAGAUGAAAGAUACUGGUGAAGAAAAAGAUGUAGAUGAAGCUUCAAAACUUUCAGCUCGUGUGUCCCAAAUCAUGGAUAAAAGGAGAACUGGUUCUCCAUUUCAACCAUUUCAGUGGAGCAGUUUGGCAAAGUCAGCCACAUUUGAUAACUCUGCCUCAGAGUCUGCACAGCCUGAGGAUAAACUGAACAAAAUGGGUGAAACUUCUGAUGUAGAUAAGGUUGAAAUAUGCCGAAAUCUUAGAAAGAAUUCAUUACAGGGUGAUCUGCAAGAAAAAGAUCUGGCCCAAACAGUUCCUGAAACAAACAGCCAAAGGGAUGAAUGCCCAUCUAAUUUAUUGCAAAAGUCAUCUUCUUUCAUAGAUAUGAAUGACCCUGACUCUAGGCUGAGGUAUUUCAAAGAGUUAGCAGCCAAACGCAAACUUGCAGCAGCAAAGGCUUCUCAGAGCAAUCCUAUGAAAGCCACCCAUAAGUUUACUCUACCAGAGAAACCUUUAACUAUUGAUGCAGAUAAAAAAACAGGACAUGUUUUCAAGAUCCCAGAAACUCCACUCAAGUCAAAAAAUACCUCUGUCACAGAGAUUAAAGACACCAAAUGUGAGGAAUCGAGUAAAGACAUCCUACAUAGAGCUACUGAUGCUGAAAAAAUUAGAUUUAAGAAACAGCUUGCAGAAAAGUCUGGCUCAUCUUUAAAAAAUUUAAAGGGAGACAUUGAUCAAGCUCUAAAAGAAGAGGCAAGAACAGUAUCUACAGCUAAAAACCAGACACCCCCCAUUUUAAACAUUGUUUCACAAAAGCCUUUCGGUGCCUCACAAAAUCAAGUCAUUUCUGUUGCAUUAGAUAAUACCUCAACAGAAUCUGGCCUCAACCAAUAUCAUAUUCCUAAAGAAACAGAUCCCUCCCAUGCCAUUGCGACUGAGAGUGGUCUGCCUAUAAAGUUACCACAGACAAAGUGUGUAUCAUCACUACACACCACUACAAAUGAGGGAAGUCUGUCUGCAAAUGAUUUACAAACUCUUGCACAGAAUGUAUCCAAUAUAUCUAGCACAUGCUCUGAUACUGUACCUCUUGAUUCUAAUUCAACAGCAAACCAUGCAACUGUAGAUACUUGUGUACCUUCAAAAAAUGAUCACAAAGAUACAGUUCCAUCCCCAGCAUUUUUACAUACACCUGGAAAUAGUUCCAAUAAACACCCCACUGCAAUAAAGGCAGACUCUUCUCAACACCUUAAUGAAACUGGGGCAGAUAUUUCAAAACACUCCACAACAGUAGGGGCUGAACCAUCUACAGUAGAAAAUGUGUAUCCCCAACACCACUCUGUAACAGAGAAAAACUCUUCUCAUCAGCAUACUUUAAUGGAAGCCGACUCUUCCAAACAACCCAUUACCACAGAAAGUAAACCCUCACAAAAAUCUACUUCACCAGAGGCAGACUCUUCUCAACACACUCCUGCAUCUAAUACAGACUGUUUUCAACAGUCUGCUGCAGUGGGGAAAAACGUUUCCCUGCAGCCCUCUGCUACAGAAAGUGGAACUUCAAAAGACUUCCCUAUUACAACAGAAACUGACUCUUUCCAACAGCCAACUGCAGCAAAAAGUGAAUCAUCACAUCACUCCACCACAAUUAAAGUAGACUCCUCUCAACAUCAAAUGGAGACAGACCUUCCUCAAAAGUCUAAUGCAGUGGAGACAGAUUCUUCCCAGCAACCCACUGCAACAGCAACAGACUCUUCCCAGCAGCCCACUGCAACAGAGAUAGACUCUUCCCAACAGCCCACUGCAACAGAGACAGGCUCUUCCCAGCAGCCCACUCCAACAGAGACAGACUCUUCCCAGCAGCCCACUGCAACAGAGACAGGCUCUUCCCAGCAGCCCACUCCAACAGAGACAGACUCUUCCCAGCAGCCCACUCCAACACAGACAGACACUUCCCUGCAGCCCACUGCAACAGAGACAGGCUCUUCCCAGCAGCCCACUGCAACAGAGACAGGCUCUUCCCAGCAGCCCACUCCAACAGAGACAGACUCUUCCCAGCAGCCCACUCCAACAGAGACGGACUCUUCCCAACAGCCCACUGCAACAGAGACAGGCUCUUCCCAGCAGCCCACUCCAACAGAGACAGACUCUUCCCAGCAGCCCACUCCAACAGAGACGGACUCUUCCCAACAGCCCACUGCAACAGAGAAUGAUUCUUCCCAGCAGCCCACUGCAACAGAGACAGACUCUUCGCAGCAGCCCACUGCAACAGAGAAUGAUUCUUCCCAGCAGCCCACUGCAACAGAGACAGACUCUUCCCAACAGUCCACUACAACAGAGAGAGACUCUUCCCAGCAGCCCACUGUAACAAAGACACACUGUUCCCAGCAGCCCACUGCAACAGAGACAGACUCUUCUCAGCAGCCCACUGCAACAAAGACAGACUCAUCCCAGCAGCCCAAUGCAACAGAGACAGACUCUUCCCAACAGCCCACUGCAACAAAGACAGACUUUUCCCAACAGCCCACUGCAACAGAGACAGGCUCUUCCCGCCAGGCCACUGCAACAAAGACAGACUCUUCCCACCAGCCCACUGCAACAGAGACUAGCUCUUCUCAACAGCCCACUGCAACAGAGAGAGACUCUUCCCAACAGCCCACUGCAACAGAGACAGGCUCUUCCCACCAGCCCACUGCAACAGAGACUGGCUCUUCCCACCAGCCCACUGCAACAGAGACAGACUCUUCUCAACAGCCCACUGCAACAGAGAGAGACUCUUCCCAACAGCCCACUGCAACAGAGACAGACUCUUCCCAACAGCCCACUGCAACAGAGACAGACUCUUCCCAACAGCCCACUGCAACAGAGAGAGACUCUUCCCAACAGCCCACUGCAACAGAGAGAGACUCUUCCCAACAGCCCACUGCAGCAGUCACAGACUCUUCUCAGCAGCCCAUUGCAAAAGAAACAGACCCUUCCCAGCAUCCCACUGCAAAAGAAACAGACCCUUCCCAGCAGCCCACUGCAGCAGUCACAAACACUUCCCAGAAAUCCACUUCAACAGUCACAGACUCUUUCCAGAAGUCUGUUCCAACAGAGACUGACUCGUCCCAGCACCUCAGUAUAACAGAAAGUGAGCUACCCCAAAAUCCCACCAAAAUGGAGACAGACACCUCCAAACAUCCUAUUGAAACAAAAAAUGAAUCCCUUCAAGGCAUCACUGCAAAAAACUCUGACUGUAUGAAUGAGAAAAAAGAUGAGAACUUAUCUGAAGGCCUUAUAAAACUAAUACCCAUUCCAGAGGCUAACAAUACUCAAAAAGAAAAUAGCAUAUCUCAAAAUGAAGUCACCACAGUCUCAUGUUCCCCAGCUAAACAUUCCCAAUCUGAAACUGUUACACCUUGUGGUAGCCAAGUGGAACUAAACGAAACACAAGCAUCGGCCAAACCAUGUAUAACUCCUACAGUUAAAGAUGCAGACAAUGGUGCUUUAACUAGUCUUGAUUCAGUGGAGGUGUGCUUAACUCAGUCUCAAGGUUCUCCAGAGUCUUGCCUGUCCUCGAAUGAGAUCAACUCAACUCAGGCAAAAACACAAUUACAAUCUAGCUUUUCAUCAAACUCUAUGCAAUCUAGCUGUCAAAAUGACUCAAAGCCUGAGAAAACAGAUGAGUGCCAGAAAUCUGACUCCAUUACAGAGCAAAAUCAGAGUCAUGACCCUUCACCUGUAGAUGCAGGGCCCAAUAUAGCUCACAUAGAAGUUUCUACUGCAACAGACUCUAAUGAAGUUGAUAAAAUGAAACAAACAACACCACAGGUAGAAAACACUGUGACUAACUUAGCAGAGGUGUCAGAAAAAUCACAUUUAACUGUACACAGCAAUUUAGAAAAUCAGUCUUCUAUUGCAGAGAAUGCAAAAUCGAAAAUGUCUGCACAUCAGACAUCAACUGCAAAUGUUAUCUCUUGCAGCAACCUUAGAGAUGACACUAAAGUUCUUUUAGAGCAAAUUUCAGCAAAGAACCAAAGCAGAUCUUCCCAGUCCAAGCAGACUCUUGAUGCACCCAACGAAGCCAAAAAGGUUGAGGUCCGCCCUGCAGAUAAUUUGUUUUCAAAUUAUUCAGGAAGGCCCUGGUCCUCCAAGGCUACACCAGAAGAGCGGGAGAUGUUACUACAAAAGAUGGAGCAAAUGCGUAAACAGAGGAAGGUCUACAGCCGUUUUGAGGCCUCAUGAAUUAAAGAAACCAUUGGAAGAGGGGCUCCCUUGAUGAACAAUAAGAGGAUAGCGAUUUUUUCUACCUCAUAACAGUGAACCCGCACAAACUUGGAUUGAGGUGUCUUAUAACUUCUGAUUAUGCCAAAGAGUGCUGCCUACUUUAUAUUGAGAGAAUAGAAAUCCCUGCAGGGCUUAACAAGCUAUGCAGAUGAUCUGCGUGACAAAACAGGAACUCUUAUCAGCCUUUGAUAGGGCAGGUAUUUCUCUGUGUGUAUAUAUAGUGUAGCUGUGAAACACAUUUCUGAAUCUUUUGUAGUUAUUGGUAGUUCUAUAUUCAGAAAUUAUGACCUGAUAUAAAUACUGUAAAUAGAAAGUUGUUUACGUAACAAAAACAAGGAGUUCAUUAAAAAUGUAACUGCCAGAGAUGGAGCAUGUGAGCGAUGUGGAGUGGGGGAGGAGUUGCGUGGUAUUGCCAGGAGCAAGUAGCAGGUCUUCUGAAAGUCUCCAAAUCGUUCUGAUACUGCUCCAACAUGUUCACAGACUAUUGUUUGUUUUUCAGUACAGCAUAACACUUUGCUCCCAAGUUUUUUUUUUUUUAAAUUUGAUAUAUGUAUUUUGUGCCCAGAUGUUUUUCAGUGAUCAUAAAAACAAACACUGAAAGAACUUUAUAGUUGAUAGUUAUAUAGUUUACAUUUUUCUUUAUACAUUUUCACUUUAUAGUUACAUUUUUCUAUGUAGUGAACUUGAAGCAGUGAGUAACAGGAAAUUGAAAACAUGGAACAAAGUGGAGCUGGAGCAAAAUGAUCACAGCAUGCUUUGAAGAGGGAAAAUGGAUUUUGUUCAGUCACAUGGUCGGGCCAGAGAAUAGAAAAAAACAGACUUUGUUUACUUGUCCAUCAGUUGAUUGUGUAAAGCCAACAUAAAAUAAAUUAUGAUGGUCUGUGUUGGUGCACAAUGGAAACUCCAAAAGCAUGUGUUUUUGAGUCCAACAUAUUAAUGAGGACAACAUGUACAUGCAGCACCUUUUUCUAAAUAAUUGAGUUUCUCAAUAUAUCAAAUUGAUAAAGUACACAAAAUGUGCAAUAUUGUGAAUUUAGGAUGGAAUACCGAUUUAUUUAAAUUGUGAAAUCUGUUUGACAAAAAUAACCAGUGUAUUAAAACUGCGUCUGUUUUUGAUGGAGGUCCCCAUAAGCUACAUGUGUAAAGAACCAAAUAUGUCUGUUACAUAUUACCUCCCAUUUCCAAAAGUUGUAUGUUUGAAUAAUUUUUAGGGCAAAAUGAGUAAUACUACUCCAAUAUGAAACUAAAUAUAUAUAUAUAUAUUUCAAAUAUUAAAAUCUCAAAUGUGUGUUAUUUGCUUUUGUCGUAAUCUAGGCUUUCAAAACAGUAAUGAAACAAUGCUCAAUCUGAUGAAAGAACAGUUCACACAAUGUUUGUUUUUUGUUCAAUCUGUAAUCGUUCCCCUUUGGCACCAUUAUGUGUGUUUUAUAUGGGAACAAAUGGAUAGUUGACUCAAAAAUAAAUUGUAAUCGUUUACCUUCA